AGGUAGUGUAACAAUGAUUGGCGAUUAUAAGUAGCCUACCUAGUUGCGUUGAGAUGGUUACGUCUAAUCAUUAUGUAGGCAAGGUGCUUCUACAGGCCCUUCGAUAGUUGAUAUCUCAUGCCAAAUCUCGUCUGUCUGUGCUAAUACAAGUAUGGCAUGCACACUGUUCCACUCAGUGCAACUACUUCGCCCAACCUCUCGCCUCUCCCGAUAUCGGAAACUCUCUAUGUCCAUGAGCUAUCAAAAGAUCGAAUCGUUUCCUACGACUCUGCGUUCCAAAAUGGAGACGAGCACAAAUGGGAAACAGGUGUUCUUCUUUGACAUCGACAACUGCCUUUAUCCUAAGAGCGCAAAGGUACAUGAUCUCAUGGCAGAGCUGAUUGACAACUACUUCGCUACACACCUGAACCUCUCGUGGGAUGAUGCUGUGAGGCUUCACAGGGAGUACUAUCAGAACUACGGUUUGGCUAUCGAGGGCUUGGUUAGGCAUCACCAGAUCGACCCAAUAGAGUAUAACUCCAAGGUUGACGAUGCCCUGCCCUUGGAAGGAGUUAUCAAGCCCAGUCAGCAGCUCAAAGCUCUUCUGGCGGACAUCGACAGGAGCAAAGUCAAGCUGUGGCUGUUGACCAAUGCUUACAUCAACCACGCAAAGCGGGUGAUACGUCUUCUGGAAAUUGAAGACAUCUUCGAGGGAAUCACGUACUGUGACUAUGGUUCUAGCCCCCUUGUGUGCAAGCCACACCCGGACAUGUACACCAAGGCAAUGAAGGAGGCCGGCGCUGGGAAGGUUGAAGAUUGUUUCUUUGUCGACGAUUCGUACAUCAACUGCCAGAAAGCCCAGGAGAUAGGCUGGAGAGUCGCUCAUCUAGUCGAAGAAGGAUACCCCCUUCCGAAUACUCCGGCAUGCAACUGCCAGAUCCGACACUUAGAAGAGUUACGAACCACAUUCCCCCAAUUUUUCAAGUCCACACAGACAGGGACGCAAGGCCUGGAGUUAUGAGGCCGCGAGGCCAAACUGGGGCGAUGCUGGAGCUGAUGAAAGAGGACAGUCCAAUGCGCUAGACCACCAUGAGUAGAUGCGAUAGAAACUGGCUAUGGAGUUUGGAUUAAUAUCAGACCUCUACCCAGGGUUCCCCCUCCAGACCCUUUUUCCUGCCGGUUCCCCCAUUUCGAGUGGUAUCAUAAAAAUCAUUUGCCAACCCCCCAAACGCCGUUCAAAACAUCCCCGCGUCAUCACGUCGUUAUUCAACAAGGCGUCCCUUUUCCAUUGCCGUCGCAUGUGCUAGGCAUGUGUCUGUCAGGGCCGGCGAAUGCUGCGAAGUACCUGGUCCAACCUGGCAAGAACCUCGUCCUUCUCCUUGACGGCGUCUAAUCUUUGCGCCUCAGCCACCCUGAGUUCCUCCUCCAAGUCCUUGAUGGACUGCUC
Molecule: messenger RNA, 1426 nt
Organism: Phialemonium atrogriseum
Lineage: Eukaryota; Fungi; Ascomycota; Sordariomycetes; Cephalothecales; Cephalothecaceae
Product: Haloacid dehalogenase-like hydrolase-domain-containing protein
Exons: 4
Coding region: 152-1000 (282 amino acids)
Biological process (GO): pyrimidine nucleobase metabolic process; nucleotide catabolic process
Molecular function (GO): nucleotidase activity
Source: RefSeq, a predicted model, not a curated record